GCGCAUGCACGGUAGGACCGCGCACGUGUUCAGCUGCUUGUAGUUACCGGGCUGCGACAUGGCAGAGAUGGAGACGCAGAACGCGGGGACGGAGGACGGCUUUACCCCCGUCACGCACAGAGGAGGCCGGCGGGCGAAGAAGCGACAGGCUGAGCAGGCGUCAGCGGGACAGGACGGAGACGCAGGCCGCAUGGAUACGGAGGAGGCGCGGCCCGCCAAGAGGCCGGUCUUUCCGCCGCUCUCGGGAGACCAGCUCCUGCCUGGGAAAGGAGAAACGAGAAAAAUCCCGGUCCCAGCUAACAGAUACACGCCGUUAAAAGAAAACUGGCUGAAGAUUUUCACUCCGAUUGUAGAACAUUUGGGGCUUCAGAUACGCUUUAACCUGAAAUCAAGGAAUGUAGAAAUCAGGACUUGUAAAGACACCAAAGAUGUCAGUGCUCUGACAAAAGCUGCUGACUUUGUGAAAGCCUUUGUUCUUGGGUUUCAGGUGGAGGAUGCGCUUGCCCUCAUCAGGCUAGAUGACCUCUUCGUAGAGUCUUUUGAAAUAACCGAUGUUAAGCCCCUAAAAGGAGACCACCUGUCAAGGGCAAUAGGAAGAAUUGCUGGCAAAGGAGGAAAAACCAAAUUCACCAUCGAGAAUGUAACAAGGACACGGAUUGUUUUAGCAGAUGUGAAAGUUCACAUUCUCGGCUCUUUCCAAAACAUCAAGAUGGCAAGAACCGCCAUUUGCAACCUCAUCCUAGGAAAUCCUCCAUCAAAGGUAUAUGGCAAUAUUCGAGCAGUGGCCAGCAGAGCAGCAGAUCGGUUUUGAUUCUCCUCGGAUUUUCACAUAAAACCAUGGGAGGAAUUUCCCAGCCUAAAGCUCAGGUUCCUUCUCAGGUCUCGGCCAGAGCAGAAGCAGCAAAGGAAGGUUACACUCAGCUGCUUCUAGGAUUAUUUAAAUGUCAAGAUGGAAUACUUUUAAUACUUACACAUUAAGUCUGUAAAAAUUUGCUGUAUUUUUCAGUUUGAAUCAUAAGGCAGAUUCAGUUUAAACCCAUCAUUAGAAAUCUUGCUUGCGACUUUCAUGUUACAUAUUUACAACUAAACUUAUAAACUUUUUUUUUUCUCUGAAAAUUUUAAAAUCUCAGAAGACCUGUGAAUCAGGAUCCUUGGUAAAGAGCACCGUGACUAUUUCAGGGUUGGGUCACGGCAGUAGCUUGCACUGUUGAACCAUAGUGCUCAUCUUUGUACUGACUGUGCAAUUUAUAAAAUAAAACUCUGAAUCAUGAGGCUAAUGAAUGUUAGUUUCAAGUAAUGAAAGUCAUCAGGAAUUACUGAUAUUGGACAUAUUUCUCUUGUAAAGUUAAACCCAAAACAGUCCUCCGAAGAAAACUAUGCUCUCCAAACAGUAUAUUCUUGUAACUAGUUUAUGUGUAUAUGAAUUUGAUGCCUUUUUCUGUUUUAGAACCCACUUCAUUAAAUGUGAUUUAGGUACUACA
Meriones unguiculatus (Mongolian gerbil) is the source of this 1481-nucleotide messenger RNA. It is a transcript of the gene Pno1, whose product is annotated as partner of NOB1 homolog. Gene Ontology annotation, cellular component: nucleolus. The record is from RefSeq and is a predicted model, not a curated record. Gene Ontology annotation, molecular function: RNA binding. Lineage: Eukaryota; Metazoa; Chordata; Mammalia; Rodentia; Muridae. Bases 59 to 811 code for a protein of 250 amino acids. The transcript has 7 exons.